AUGGCUUUUUGCUGCGCUGAUUGCACCUACACGCAUCACAGAACUCUCACCUCUUCUUACUACUUUGACUGUUAUACGUAUUUUGACAAUCAAUCAUCAUUCGACUUCCACGAAGUCAUCUGCCCACAACAAGCUCCAGCAAUGUUACCUCGAAGCGAUCAAUUCUUACGUCCACCACCGCCACUUGGCCUAGAGUUUCCACCAUCUCAGCCACAGUUCGUGGAACCACCGCAAGUCGCAGGAACCCAGAAAACAGUGUAUAUCAUAUCCUGGUCCAGCGAAAGAGUAUACAAUGAUCCGCAUGGCAUGUCAUCGCUGGAUCGAGUGCUCCCCCCUCGCGUACCCGCCCUUUUCACAAUCUGGUGCCAGAAAUGGCGACCCCCUGUCAGUGAGAUUUGCGAGAUGUACUCUGGGGUGAGUCCGCAGGUGCAAGAUGUCAUCUUGGAAAGUCGGACCGCGAAUAGGCACAUCAAGUAUGCAGUUACCAAAAUCAUCAACUACCUCAAUGCCGGUUAUCACGUGGCACAUGUACAGACGACGUGCCAUGCAGGAACGCAUCGCAGUGUUGCUACGGCGGAGAUUAUUGGGCAGGAGAUGAGAAGAAGAGUUUCCAACGUCCUUUCUUCACCCCAUAAAAUCUUCCCACACGUGCUGAGUUCGCAAUGGCGGCCAAUUGCAAACUGUACCACUGUUACUCCACGCGAUACAACUGCCUUGGUCAACAAUUGGCGAAGGCACACAUGUGCCACCUCAGAUCACUUCCAGAGCGGGCUCUCCCGCCCAAAGAUUAUCCUCGUCUCACAUCCUCGCGUACCUGGCUGCAGCUACAGUCAGACGCCUCGUUCAAUGUCACUCAUUUGCCACGGACGAUCGGGACCAGAACAUCCCCCUCAUUGUCUCACCUGUCACCCAUCCUGCGAUACUCUUGUUCGAGUGAGACGGGCGGUACAACGAUGCCUGACUUGCCACCAGGAGCUUCCUUACGAUCAAACACGUCAAGUUGCGGUGAAGGCUUCGCUCAGAGCGCCUACUCGACUCGCCCUGGGGGGUAUCAAAACCGCAGCUCAGAACUACGAAGCGGCACGAUACGCCUUGAUCGGGCCAUAUGACGGCGCCCAAAUCGUCGACAGGCGCCACGUACACUUCGACAUACCCGCCUUCAAGGCUAGAAAACGGUGUCUUUCAUUGUGCGAUGCCGGUAAUGAGGAAAGACGGUAUCAUCCUGAAGCCGAGCGCCAGACACGACAACGUGCUACUCGGCAUCCCUACAACGGUGACGACAAGGAUCACACCGUCUACAGUGACUUUUUGGCCCACCAAUCUAGACGACGCAUCACAUCCUCUGGCUCCGACAGGACCAUCUACCGCCAGCCACCAGCAACCCAAUCCACACUCAUCACCAACCCUCACAAGCCUCCUGCCCACCCCUACAACACUUUACCCAUGGUUCCACCUCCCCCGCCCCUGACUUUCCACCCUUCCCUUCCAACAGUCUACAUCAUAACCUAUUCCACUACCACCUACCCCGACAACAUCUCCUCCCUCCUAACAUCCCAACUUCCCCCCUGCUCCCCCCCAAUCCCCCACCUCUACACCAUCGACGCCCGCCCCUUCACCCCUCCAUCCCCCUCCAUCUGCUCCUUCUACUCCGGCAUCGCCCCACUCGUCCAAGACAUCGUCUUGAAAGAUCCGCGUGCCACCAAGGCUGUACGUCGCGCUGUCCGUGACGUUUUGCAGUUCUUCUACAUCGGUGACGGAAACGGCAAGGGAAACGGCGGAGACGGCAAUGGCAACAGCAACAAGGAAACGGGCUUAGAGUUGGCGCUCAGUGUGUGUUGUGUUUUUGGGACGCAUCGGAGUGUAGCAGUUGCGGAGAAGAUUGCGCAGGGGGUGAGGGGGAAAGUGGGGAAGAGCGGGGGUAGGAUAAGGGUGGUUUGUAGGCAUGUUUGUAGGGUUAGGGGGGUUGAGGAUCCUUUUUGA
Messenger RNA from Plenodomus lingam JN3, 1980 nucleotides. RefSeq lists its product as uncharacterized. The record is from RefSeq and is a predicted model, not a curated record. Lineage: Eukaryota; Fungi; Ascomycota; Dothideomycetes; Pleosporales; Leptosphaeriaceae.